GUAUGAAAUAUACAUUUAAUACAAUAUAAACGUAUAAUAUUGUUUAUUUGUUUUACGAAAAAGAAAAGUUUUGUAAGCCCACCACAGUUCACCUGACUUUGUCCUCACACCAAUUAUUGUAUGCUUCUUGUCCUCAGUAAUCUUCUGUGUUCUCCUUGUCGCCCCUUAGUGUCUGACAGCCAGACAGGAGCAGCAGGAGGUGGACCAGUGGGAAGGCUGGACUCCAAACAUUCCCGCUUUCCAUCAUCACUGCCCACAUACCUCCCCGUCCAGUGCCAGUUGAACGGCACCGACUCCGCCUUCUUCCUGCGGGAAGCCAAUCAAGAAGUGGUGAGAAAUGGCAGCCUGUCAUCACGGACCGAGCCCUUCUUUCUCCACCGGCUGGAACCUGGCAUCGCUGCGCCGCGAAACCUGCCAAGUGUUAACUGCAGCUACGGGAACCUAAGCACUGAGCAGCCAAUCCCGGUGGAGCUGCUUCAGAGUCCACUGCCGCACGUGCUGCAGACGACCAAUCUGGUGACUUUGAACUGGAAAAUCAAAGGUCAAGUUGUGGUUCCCAAAGUUGGACCAGCAAGACCCUGGAUACAGGUACUAUUUUAUUUAGUGGGGCGACGUUGGGAUGAGCCUGACCCACUUCCUGCCGCCCUUCUACCAUGUGUCCGAGUCAUGGCUAUCCGGGACCCCAGUGAAACUGCGCCCUCAGCUGGCUGCCGACUGUCGGGCCCAUCUGGAAUUUGCGUUGUCCGCCUGGAGAUUCCUCCAGCGUGGUUUAUGCCGCCACACAUACGAAAAAGACCUCCCGAAGGCUCUCUGCCGUCAGUGGAUGUGUAUUACUCAGUUAUACCAGUAGCAGGCGCUGGUCAAGAAUGUCCCCAUAUUGUGAACGAACCAUGGAAGGGUAAAAGUGUAAAUAUUGGGCCUCUUGGAGGGUUGGGUAUGGGCCCGAGGGGUAAGUGGAGCAGCCAAGUCGAUGAUGAUCUCCAGGACUUUCUGAAGUUGGGUUCUGUGGUAAUGACAACGGGAAAAGUUUCUGCCAAAGGAGAACGACUCAGGCUAGAUGAAAAUGUGGAAGUUCUGAUUCCACCCAGUCCAGUUCGGCUUGGCAAGACGGUGUAUUUUGGUGUCUUCAUGAGGACGGAUUCAAAUACAGAGCAGUUCACACUGAGGGUGUGGUUCCAGUCAGGCAUCAACUUCCUGUCUGUGAAACCCAGCAACCUCGUUGCGUGGGAGAUCAAACAGGAAAUGGCACCGCGAAGCAGUUCGUUGGCGGUGAUGUGUCAGAGGAAGGCCUCCUCCACAGCAGAAAGGGUAGAGAGUCCUUCAUACGAAGUGAUGCAGUUGGAGUUCGAGGUAGACAACCUGAUUAACCUGGUACAGAUUCAGACGCUGCACUGGAACGUGGAGUACGCGGGAGAGACACAGGAGAACGGCAGGCGGACGGAGAAAGUGUCUCACCUCUACAUCAGCAACGCUGACAUACAGGGCAUCGUGCCGCUGGCCGAGGACACAGAUGUGGUGAACACAGCCAUCCUGACAGGGCGGGGUAUAGUAAUGCCUGUCAAACUGGUGACCGUAGAAAUGGACGGACAAGUGAAGGAAGUGGACAACUCGGUGACCUGCACGUCCACUCAAGUGGAGAUUCUCAAGGUGUCUCCGACCUGCGACCAGGUUCUGGUGAGCGGUAAGGAGAUGCGCGGAAUGCACUCCUUGGCGGUGAACUUCACCUACCUCCACCUGUCCGCUCAGCUGCAGCUCAACAUCUGGGUUCCCAAAUUUCCUCUGCAGAUCGUCGUGUCCGACACCGAGCUGAGCCAGGUCAAAGGUUGGCGGGUACCGAUCGUCAACAACAGAAGACCGACCAGGGACAGUGAAGACGAUGAGGACGAAGAUAGGAAGGGCAAAGGCUGUACGCUGCAGUACCAGUACGCGUUGGUGCGGGUUCUGACUCAUUUUGUUGCAGAAAUCUCAGAGCUAGAAGAAGAUAUUGUCUACAUGCUCCAUUCUGACUGGCAGGCUGAUAUCACCCACCUGGUUUUGGACCAGUUGAAGAUAGAAGAUACCAGAAUCGCCCAACUGAUAGACGGACGGAUUCUGGUUGGACGGAACUUGGGAAUCACCAACCUACAGGUUCUGUCCCCACUGUCGGACUCUAUCCUUGCAGAGAAGACUAUAAAUGUGUUGGACGACAAGGUGACAAUCACGGAUAUGGGCAUCCAGCUGGUUUCAUCUCUGUCCAUCAGCCUGGUGUCCAGUCCAGGGUUAGCUCAGGCUAUCCAGCUAACGACGACAGCUGCCGACCUGCUGCACACACUGAAACAGGAAGCUGCGGUCAGUGCCUGGAUCCAGUACAGUGACGGUUCAGUGACUCCACUGGACAUCUAUGACCCCAAGGACUUCUUCCUGUCUGCCAUCUCACUGGACGAGAGCGUCAUCUCUGUAAUCAAUCAGGAACGGCACUGGCCGACCAUCGUAGCCGAGGGUGACGGACAAGGACCCCUGGUCCGAGUAGAGAUGGUGAUCUCAGAGAUCUGUCAGAAGUCCAACAGGAAGAGCAUCCUGGCGUCUGGGAUCGGCAAUGUGUUGGUGAAAUUUGCAGCAAAAACUGAGGAGAAAGUGGAGUCAGGGAGGGGGGGACAAGAGGAGGGGAUAGACAACACCACUAACAGCCAGCUGACACAGGAAGAAAAAGAGUGGAAGGCCAACAGUGCAGCGGUGGAUCGAGAGGAAGGAGCCAUGAGGAAGGUCAGCCCGACGACCAAGGGCACAGUCAUCACCCGUGCCUCAGGCGGCAAAGCAUCGGGUGGAGGCAGUGGCCGGGGCAGCGGUCCAAGGAAAGCGGGUGACCACAGGGGUGUCCCGACUCAGGUGGAAAUCCCAGUGACUGGGGGCAGUGAGCUGACUCACACCAGCCGAGGCCUGUCAGACCUGGAGAUUGGGAUGUACGCUCUGCUGGGAGUCUUCUGUUUGGCCAUUCUGGUCUUUCUCAUCAAUUGCGUCAGUUUUGCUUUCAGAUUUCGUCAUAAACAAGUCCCUGUUCUGGAGUCAGGUGACAACAUGAACCACGCCCACGACUGGGUGUGGCUCAGCCAUGAGGCUGAUCUUCUGAGCGACCACAGUGACCACUGCCAGCCCAGUCUGCCGGACGAGUGCACCACCAUCAUCGACAAGAGCGAGGGCGGGUAUGAGGAGAACAAGUACUUGCUUAACGGGGCCAGCAGCACCUUGGUGAUGGGCAUGGGCAUGGGCACGUGCAUAGGCACAAUUAGCAGAGGUGGUGGCACGGUUGGACGCUGCGGCAUCGCUCAAGGACAAACCUUACCCCGAUCUGUCCCAGAAUCACAUCAGUGCCUUUCAGCAAUCACCACCAGUGGCAAAGAAGCCACGAAUCACCCUAAGCAUUUAGGUAGUUCCCCCCACGCAUCGUUGGCUGCCAAACGCAAACAUGUCCAGUUCACCAUCCCGCCCAACGAUAGUUCAGGUGCGAGCGGUGCGUACAGCAACACCACCAAUGGGAACGAGGAUGACAUCAAGUGGGUGUGUCAGGAUAUGGACCUGGGUCAGUCUGAAAUCAAAACCUACAUGGAGAGGGUACAAGACAAUCUGUGACUGAGCGAAAGAUAAACUGGGAGACGGCAGAGGGUGAGGGUGAGGGAAGGGGGGAGGACAGUAGUUACAAUUCACCUGCUUUGCCUUUGAAAUGGAUGAAGGGAGGAAAACAGAAGGACAAAGGACACAGGUGACAUAAAAGAGAUGUUACUGAACUGAUGGUGUAAAGCAACAGGUUUUCCUUAUUUUAUUUUUUUUUGUACAUUAUCUCACCAACAUUUAUUUCUUUAAAUUAUUUAAAAAAUAUAUAAAGUCCAACAUAGAAAAUCAAGAUGAAACAGAAUUCGACCUCGGUGGACAGCUCCUGGGGCUGAAUUGGAACCUAAAGCCAACGGCUUACUGAACUGUCAGGUUGCUCCAGAAAAACGGUUGUAGGUAAAAUCAUCCACCAAAUUAAGUAUCAGGCUUAGCACUGAAGUACCAUUUCGCAGCAGUCACUGUUUAAAUUGGUACCUGGUCUGUACUUGUAUUAUAUAUAUUCUACUUUUAACUACCCUGAUUUACACCGCAGGUUUUUGCCAUCUCACCCAGUGGAAUCAAACCCACAACCUUAUGUGUGUGAGCAUCUGCACUACCUACUGUGGAAUGUGAGUGUGUAAGUUGAUUCCAUCCCAGUGUCUCUGUUACAUCAAUUCAUAAAUGAGGUUGACUCUCUCGCUGCGCCACUGUACGUCAUGUCGGAUGGAUAUGCUAUCCGACCUAGCCUACACCUGGUGUUAGUGGAUAAUCUAUUUAUCUAGUUAAUAAACGGGGAGAAUAAAUAAACACUAUAACUUGAUCACAUGUUAUUUAUUGUAUCAGUAUGUAUCAGCCAUCAGUAUUUAAUCAACUAUUAAACUGGUGCUGGUUUUUAUUUACAGAUUAUUUUUUUUCUAACUUAUGUUUAAAAAGUUCUGUUAGGC
Molecule: messenger RNA, 4508 nt
Organism: Cynoglossus semilaevis (tongue sole)
Lineage: Eukaryota; Metazoa; Chordata; Actinopteri; Pleuronectiformes; Cynoglossidae
Product: transmembrane protein 132D
Exons: 15
Coding region: 121-3606 (1161 amino acids)
Source: RefSeq, a predicted model, not a curated record